Molecule: messenger RNA, 540 nt
Organism: Candida tropicalis MYA-3404
Lineage: Eukaryota; Fungi; Ascomycota; Pichiomycetes; Serinales; Debaryomycetaceae
Exons: 1
Coding region: 1-540 (179 amino acids)
Molecular function (GO): protein binding
Source: RefSeq, a predicted model, not a curated record
AUGACACAUAUCAGUGAUCUACCAGAUGAAAUUUUAUUUGAAAUUUAUAAAUAUCUUGAGGUUUCAACUAUAAAGUCAUUAGAAUUAUUCCCUGAUUUUACACAAAGUACAAAAUAUUAUCUAUAUAAACAUAGUUUAUUCGUUUUAAAAACCACCGAUGAAGAUGAUUAUGAAGACAGAAGAGAUUAUAAGAUAGUCAAGAAAUAUGAACAACUCCCAGGGUUUGAAAUAUCACAUAUUGAUGAAUCUAUGAUGAUACAUAUUCGAAAAUUUAAUAAUUAUCAAGUUAAUUUAUCAUUCACUAUGUUAGACAAAUUAAUCAAAAAAUUAAAUCUACUUUCAAAUAAAUUAAAUCAAUUAUUUAAAAGGGAGAAUCAAGAUUUCAUAACCAUAAAAUUAUUCAUUCAGGUUAAUUAUUCAUUAGGUACAUUUAGUCAAGUUGAGCAAUGCUUGAAAAGUAUUGGAAGAGUAUCACAUUACUUCACUAAUAACGGUAAGAAUAUAGUCACCAUUGAUUUUGAAUUCAAAAAUCCCAAGUAA